AGAUACAGGGGCUACACUAUCUGUCAUGUCUUUAGUGCAAUAUAAAAAGUUGUGGCCAAAAGCAGAAUUGAACCACACCGAUGUUAAACUGUCUACAUACACGGGGGAGUCUAUUCCAGUAGAGGGAGAAAGGGAUGUUACUGUAACGUAUCAAAAUGGUAACCCAAUGGUAUUGCCAAUCACUGUGGUAAGAAAUAGUAACCGCUGUAAACCAUUGCUGGGGAGAAAUUGGUUGAAACAUAUCAAACUUGAUUGGAAUUCAAUUUUCAAAAUUAACUAUUCUGAUGUUAAAAUCAGUACACUGCUUGAUAAGUAUCCUGAAUUGUCUUCACCUGGAUUAGGUUGUGCAAAAACUGAAGCUAAAUUGGAGAUUGAUGACAGCGUUAAGCCUAAAUUUUAUAAACCACGACCUGUACCUCUUGCACUCAAAGAAUUGGUCGAAGCUGAACUUGAUAGACAAGUUGAAAUCGGUGUUUUGAAGCCAUGUAAAACAUCCGAUUGGGCUGCACCUAUGGUUACCGUAUUAAAAGCUGAUCAGAAGUCAGUUCGGCUCUGUGGAAGUUAUGACUUGACUGUAAAUAAAGCAAGUCGUCUUGAGCAGUAUCCAUUGCCAAAGGUGGAUGAAUUAUUGACUAAAUUUGCUGGUGGGGAAAAAUUCUCUGUUAUUGAUCUGAAAGAGGCAUAUCUGCAGAUACCAUUGGCAGAAGAGAGUCAAAAGUACACAGUAGUUAAUACACAUAAGGGAUUAUUCACGACAAAUCGUCUUGUUUAUGGAAUAUCAAGUGCCCCAGCUAUAUUCCAGAGAUAUCUUGAAACACUGCUGGGUGACAUAGCAGGUGUAGGUGUUUUCCAAGACGAUAUUGGAGUAACCGGUUCUUCUGAUAAAGAACACAUAGCCAGAUUGGAAGAAGUUUUCAAGCGUCUUACAAAUGAAGGUCUAAAAAUUAAUCCAAACAAAUGUAAAUGGAUGGUUUCAGAAAUUACUUAUCUUGGAUAUCGUAUAAAUAAACUUGGAGUUCAACCAACUGAAGAUAAUCUGAGAGCUGUUCUGGAUGCCCCAGAACCACAAAAUAUACAUCAGUUGCGCUCAUAUCUGGGGAUGCUUAAUUAUUAUGGUAAAUUCAUUAAAAAUUUAUCAACUGUUGCUGCUCCUUUGUAUGAACUUCUUCGUUCGAAUGUUCGAUGGCACUGGAAUAAAAGGCAAGUGGAAGCUUUUAAGAAAACGAAAUCGCUAUUGUGUAAUGCUCCAUGCCUUGCUCAUUUUGACGGAAAUGCCGCCGUCAUUGUUUCUGCAGAUGCCAGUCCUUAUGGAAUCGGAGCAGUUUUAUCUGUAAUAACGCAGGAAGGAGAACGUCCUGUGGCUUUUGCAUCCAGAUCUUUGUCAAAACCAGAGCGUAAUUAUAGCCAAUUGGAUAGAGAGGGAUUAGCUCUAGUAUUCGCUGUUACAAAGUUCCAUUCAUUUUUAUAUGGAAGACCGUUUGUUUUGGAAACUGAUCACAAGCCACUUCUCGGUUUACUUGGGAAGAAUAAGCCACUUCCUGAUGCAGCUCCACCGAGAAUGAUCCGUUGGAAAGUAUUACUUGAUGGAUAUCAAUACGAAUUAGUGUAUGUUCCAGGUAAAAACCAAGCCAAUAGCGAUGCACUAAGUCGUUUGCCUUUGCCUGUUAAACCGGAUUAUAUACCGCCUUGUGGUGAUGUAGUGAAUCUUCUUGAAGCAGUCGAUUCUACCCUUGUUAAAGUUGAUGCAAUUCAGUCUUGGACGAGAAGAGAUCCUGUACUGUCCGCAGUUAUGCAUCAUACUCAAAUGGGCUGGCCAAAAUCUUCUGACAUAGACCCAGAAUUACAAAUUUAUAGAAGCAAAGAGACGGAACUAAGUGUCCAUGAAAAUUGUUUAUUUUGGGGUUGUCGAGUAAUUAUUCCGCCACAAGGAAGACAGAAAGUGUUGCAAUUACUUCACGAUGGUCAUCCUGGUAUUUGUUCUAUGAAAAGAAUUGCUCGUAAUCAUGUAUGGUGGCCUGGGGUUGAUGCUGAUAUUGAAGAGUUGGUGAAAUCUUGCAGUUUGUGUCAACAGUUACGUCCCAGUGCACCUCAAGUUCCUGCUAGCCCAUGGUCUUAUCCUAAUGGUCCAUGGCAAAGAAUACAUAUGGACUAUGCCGGUCCAGUUGAUGGGAAAAUGCUUCUUGUUAUUGUUGAUGCGUUUAGCAAAUGGCCAGAUGUGUGGAUUACAUCGUCAGUUUCUGCUCAUGAAACUAUUGAAAAAGUCAGACUUUCAUUUGCUACACAUGGAUUACCACUAGUUGUAGUCACUGACAACGCUGGUUGUUUUGCAGGAGACGAAUUUGCAACAUUUCUAAAGGCAAAUGGAGUGAAGCACUUGUUUUCACCACCGAGACAUCCGGCUUCUAAUGGCCAAGCUGAAUCAAUGGUAAAACAAGUUAAACUUGGAUUGAAGAAACAAGCACCAGCAUCUUUGUCAGUCAGACUUGUUCGGUGGUUAUUUAAAUACCGAACUACACCACAUACAACGACUGGUCAGACUCCGUCGGAAUUACUUUUUCGUCGUAAGAUUAGAACGCAUCUUGAUCUAAUCGCACCUUCAUCACGUUUGAAGAAGUCAGCAGAGAAUGUUCCAAGUGGAAUAAUAAGAACUUUUCACAUUGAUGACCCAGUUUUUAUUACAGAAGUCGUUGGAUCUCGUUUCAAAUGGUUACCUGCCACAGUAACUGAAGUUAUGGGUCAAAUGUGUCGUGUUCGUUUGAACGAUGGAAGAAUUUUUAGACGUCAUCUUGAUCAUAUUCGACAUCGAUGUUGAUGUGGGAGAUAGAAAUUCAACUCCUACCUCUACUGCUACUGAAGAGACUGAUGAAUCUCAAAAUGACAGAGACAAUGUAGACCCAGUUCCUAAUUUUCCAGAAUCGUCCAGUAAUUCAAACA
This is a messenger RNA of Styela clava, 2934 nucleotides long. The record is from RefSeq and is a predicted model, not a curated record. NCBI's taxonomy places the organism in Eukaryota, Metazoa, Chordata, Ascidiacea, Stolidobranchia, Styelidae.